Molecule: messenger RNA, 770 nt
Organism: Hyphopichia burtonii NRRL Y-1933
Lineage: Eukaryota; Fungi; Ascomycota; Pichiomycetes; Serinales; Debaryomycetaceae
Product: chromatin modification protein
Exons: 1
Coding region: 64-603 (179 amino acids)
Biological process (GO): RNA polymerase II preinitiation complex assembly; DNA-templated transcription initiation
Cellular component (GO): SAGA complex; transcription factor TFIID complex
Molecular function (GO): transcription coactivator activity; RNA polymerase II general transcription initiation factor activity; protein heterodimerization activity
Source: RefSeq, a predicted model, not a curated record
UCAUCAACAUCCAAUACUUGAAGGUUGAUCCAUCAUUCAUUCGCCAUCGUUCAUCGAUCAGAGAUGAGUUCACUCGAGAAACAACAAAAUGGCUCGGCUUCCAAUAGCUCGGACGCCAACCCAAACAAUAAAGCAUCUACUACUAUAGUUCCCAGAGAUGUCAGAUUACUACAUUUAAUCUUUGCUACCCAAGGGAUUCAGAAUUACCAGGAUCACGUACCUUUACAGCUCAUGGACUUUGCCCAUAGAUACACCACGUCUAUCUUGAAAGAUGCCGUUACUUAUAAUGAUCACUCCAAAGCUGCCAGUGCCACUGCUAAUUUGAAUUCCUCAGCUCCAGCUACGGUGAACACCGAUGACAUAAGGCUUGCCAUAGCAGCAAGAACCAACUACCAAUUCAAACCAGCUCCUCCAAAAGAGUUGAUGUUAGAGCUUGCUCAAGAAAGAAACCAAAAAAGUUUACCACCGGUGAUUCCAAAAUGGGGGUUGAACUUGCCUCCUGAAAAAUACUGUCUUACUGCCAGAGACUGGGACAACUUGGACGACGAACCAGACGAAUCCAACGACUCUUCCAAUUCAAAGAAGAAACAAAAGUCAAAGUAGUUACUGAAUUGCUUGUUCUCUCCACCUGUACAUUAGUUAUUUGUGUAUCCACAAUAUACACUACUCUGUUCUAUCAUAUACCACUCUAUAGUGCUUAGUGAUCUGCGUCGUUAAAUCUGUAUCAUCAUAUACAUGUAUAUAUAUGUCUAUAUAUAUCUAUAUAUAUU